GGCAGGCGGAGACAUAAAACGCGCUACAUUCCUCACGCGCACGCAGGAUCGUCUCACAGUGGGAAAAACACGAGAGAGAGCAAGUACUCGAGGAUCAUUUACAGAGCUCUUUUCACUUUCACAGCCGCUUUUAAGACUCCAGAGGCGGAUAAAUUGAGCGGUGUGUCAUCAGAGAUCAGCCGAUGAAGAUGGGUUUAGUCCCCGCCGUGUCUGUGCUUAUUCUGGCGAUCGCAGUGCCCAGCCUGGCCGGAUACAUUGAGGCGCUGGCAGCAAACGCCGGUACCGGGUUUGCGGUGGCAGAGCCGCAGGUUGCCAUGUUCUGCGGCAAACUCAACAUGCACAUUAACAUCCAGACUGGCCGCUGGGAGCCAGACCCUUCCGGAGCCAAUACAUGCGUCGGAACCAAAGAGGAGGUGCUGCAGUACUGUCAAGAGAUUUAUCCCGAGCUGCAGAUCACGAAUGUGGUGGAGGCCAACCAGCCGGUCAAGAUUGAGAACUGGUGUAAGAAGGACAGGAAGCAGUGCAAAGGCCACGCUCACAUAGUGGUGCCAUACAAGUGCUUGGUUGGUGAAUUCGUGAGCGACGUCCUCCUGGUGCCAGAGAAGUGUAAAUUCUUCCACAAGGAGCAUAUGGAUAAGUGCGUGAGUCACCAGCAGUUGCACGGUGUAGCUAAAGAGGCCUGCUCUAAGGAAAAAACGGUCUUGCACAGCUAUGGCAUGUUGCUGCCCUGUGGCAUCGAUAAGUUCCACGGCACGGAGUACGUCUGCUGCCCGUCUACCCGACCUGAGGAGCCCACACCCCCAGUCUUGCCCUCUAAGGAAGUAGAUGACGAGGAUGAGGAACAUGAUCUAAAUGUUGGUGAUGAUGAUGAUGAGAAUGAUGAUGAUGAGAAUGAUGAAGCAAUAGAGAAAAGCGAGCCUGCCGUGAUCAAGCCGCGCACUCGGGAAGACACAGCUGAUGAUGAUGACGACGAGGAGGAGGAUGACGGCGAAGAGGCAGACUACCAUUACGUGUACGAUGAGGAAGAAGAUGACCGUGAUAGUAAGGAGGACAACGUAAAGGAAGAGAAUGCCGCCGUCCCCGAGAGCCAGAACGAGGAAAAAACUCCACAGGAGGAGGAAGCUGUGUGUUCUCUGGAGGCGGAGACCGGCCCCUGCCGCGCCUCUAUGCCACGCUGGUUCUUCGACAUGAAGCAGGGGAAGUGUGUGCGCUUCAUCUACGGAGGCUGCGCCGGCAACCGCAACAAUUUCGACUCGGAGGAGUACUGCAUGGCCGUGUGCAAUCGUCUGACCGUACCGCCCACCCCUCCACCCACAGAUGAUGUGGAUGUGUACUUCGAGACCCCAGCCGAUGAUAAAGAGCACAGCCGCUUCCAGAAGGCAAAAGAGCAACUGGAGAUCAGGCAUCGCAACCGCAUGGAGAGGGUGAGGAAGGAAUGGGAGGAGGCCGAGAGUCAGGCCAGGAGUCUGCCCAAAGCUGAGAGACAGACACUGAUUCAGCACUUCCAGGCUACGGUGGAGUCUCUGGAGGAGGAGGCAGCCAGUGAGAAACAGCAGCUUGUGGAGACGCACCUCGCUCGGGUGGAGGCCAUGCUGAACGACCGACGCCGUCUCACCCUGGAGAACUACCUAGCCGCCCUGCAGGCCGACCCACCGAGGCCUCACCGUAUCCUGCUGGCUCUGAAGAGGUACGUACGUGCGGAGAAUAAGGAUCGGCAGCACACCGUUCGCCACUAUCAGCAUGUUCUGGCUGUGGACCCUGAGAAAGCCGCCCAGAUGAAGUCACAGGUGAUGACCCAUCUGCGGGUGAUCGAGGAACGGAUGAACCAGAGUCUGUCUCUGCUCUACAAGGUGCCAUUCGUCACAGAGGGGAUUGAGGAGGAGAUCGAUGAAGUUCUCCAGUUAGUUUACCAAGAUCAAAAGGCAGAUAUGGACCAGUUCCUGUCCUCCAUUUCUGAGACUCAGCCCGACGUCACCGUGUCCUCUGAGGAGAGCAUGGAGGUUCCUGCCUAUGAAGGAAAGCCCUUCCGUCCCUUCCAAGUCAACUCUCUAGGCUCCCAGCCUGAACCCGAGGGUGAUCUCUCUGAACCCCCUCGUGCCUUCAAGAAAGGCUCUGGCAUGAACGGUCUUGAUGGUCUUAUUGGAGCAGAGGAGAAGAUCAUCAACAGCAAGAGCAACAUGAAUGAGAAAGUGGUAAUUGAUGAAACUCUGGAUGUAAAGGAAGUGAUUUUGAAUGAAGUUGAUUCUCAGUUCAGCCGUGGAUCAGAGCAGGAGAUGUUCCGCCCCCUGGUGGAUGACUUCAGCAUCGGAAGCAGCGCUCUGAUUGGCUUGCUGGUCAUUGCGGUGGCCAUAGCGACAGUGAUUGUGAUCGGUCUCGUGCUACUGAGGAAGAGGCCGUAUGGCACCAUCAGUCAUGGCAUUGUGGAGGUUGACCCCAUGCUGACUCCAGAAGAUCGUCACUUGAGCAAGAUGCAGAACCACGGCUAUGAGAACCCCACCUACAAAUACCUGGAGCAGAUGCAGAUAUAGCUGUCAGGGCUUCUGUCGAGCUGGAGAGGGGUGAAAAUACUACUGACCAAUAAUAAAACUGCUCUCUACAAAUCAUUUCUUGCAUUUGAAAUGCAUAUUCUGGUUCAUUCAUGAAAAAAAAAUGGUUCAAAAACGCUACUACUUCUAAUAAUGCUACUGUUGUACCACAGAGCCAGUUUGUGCUCUUGCAAUCCUUUUCUUUUAGAGACAUUUUAUCUUUAUGCAAGAUGUUUUAUGUAAGGAAAAUUAGCCUGAAAUUGGUUUUACACGCGUUCAAUUGGAAAACAUUAUCAUUUUAUUUCACAUGUUCUUUUUUAUGUUAACUUCAAAUCAGAUCUGUAGAGGGUACAGCAAAGCCAAAACAAUCAAUUGAAAGACACAGCAGUUUUAUCUACACUAUCGCUGGCCGUCAAAUAUACUUUUUUCCCGGUAGAUGCUUGUAUAUGAAGGUUAUUUGUAACAACUUUAUUGUAUAGUGAAUCAGUAAAUAUGAAAAUGAAAUCAUUUACUUUGUAAUUGCGAUACACAUGAUAUACGUACAUAGAGAAAUAGAUGAUCAAGUUAUUCAUAGUCACUUUUUUCCUGCAGAGCUUAAAUCUUAGCUGGGUUACAGGUUUAAACUUUGAGAUUAAAGGACCGAUAUUUCCUGUCUAACAUUUGAUACCAUCACCUGUAUAGGAUGUGAUGAAUGAUUCAAUCCGAACGGCUUGACAAUCUGCCUGAUCUGUCGGCUGAUUGUGAAGGUGCCCCAUUAGUUUUUAGAAAGAAGAUUUGGUUUUAUCUUUUGGUUACGGUGUCAAACUUAGACAAGGAAAUCAGUCGGCCCCUGCAGAUGGUCAUUGCCGGUUGGUUUGAAGAAAUGAGGGCCUUAAAGUUACGGGCCUCCAGCCUCCCUUAUCACAGUUAAAACAUCUCUUACUCAAAUUUACUCAUUGAAUGUUAUUUUUCCUGCUGUUACGUCGACACACUAACACUUCCUUUAUAUAAGAGUAAAUCUGACCUUAUAAAGUGGUUUCUUCAGCUUUUAUCACACAAUUAUACAUUUUCGUGUCAUGGCUGCAUAAUGAGAAGUGUCAUGGGGUGGUGUGACAAUAGAAAGCAUAGAUCCAUGAAAGAAAACUUCUGUAAUUCUAAUACUAUGGUAUGUAUAGUUUAUCAUACAAGUCCCACAAGGACGGACCCUUGCAAAUUGUGAUGAAGGCAGAAAUGUACACUAAAUUAUAGCUAGCUGGGGGCCAAAGCAAACGUUGUGCAUGUUCACUAAUAUGAAGAAAAAAUGUUCAGUCAGAUUUUUUCUUUAUUUCCCCCUUCUUAACAAUGUCUGUAUGGCUGUAUAGUUGAUGUUGCAAUCAUUGGCUUUUAUAAAAGACAACCUGUGGUGUGCAUUGUUCUUAUAUGAGAUGUUAAGAUAUAUAUUUUUAAGUUUGUUCUCUUUUUUUUCUAUUUUCCCCUCUUCCUGUGACAGUAUUUCUGUAUGUGACUUUCACUAUGCACCUAUAAAUGGCUCCGGUUUUGGACCUUGUCAUUGCCUGCUUGAUUAUGGAAAAGGUUGUACGGGUGAGGGGGAAAUAAUAUAAGAUUUGCAUAUUAGAAUUGAAAUAUCUGAAUCCAAUGGAAAAAGGGCGUUAUGGUUACAGGUGGGAAACACAUCAAUAAAUUCACUACUUCCA
Messenger RNA from Triplophysa dalaica, 4198 nucleotides. RefSeq names its product amyloid beta (A4) precursor-like protein 2 (gene aplp2). Gene Ontology annotation, cellular component: membrane. Gene Ontology annotation, molecular function: serine-type endopeptidase inhibitor activity; transition metal ion binding; heparin binding. Bases 183 to 2528 code for a protein of 781 amino acids. The record is from RefSeq and is a predicted model, not a curated record. Lineage: Eukaryota; Metazoa; Chordata; Actinopteri; Cypriniformes; Nemacheilidae. Gene Ontology annotation, biological process: central nervous system development; axonogenesis. The transcript is spliced from 18 exons.